GGUCUCGAAAGCAGUAGAAUUUAUCGUUGCCUCCCUCUGUAUCCCUCUAUCGCCCCCCGUAUAAACGGUCACCAAAUUUGAAUCAAAUCACAGUUCAAAAAUUUUUUUUUGAAUCAAAUCGAUUGAAAACAAAAGCGGAGAGUUGAAAACAAGAGGGGAGAGAAAUCUGUGAGUUUCUUUAGAGUUUUACUGGGUUUGUGGACCGAGUUUGUGCCGAUUAACUGAGUCAUUCGGAUUUGGGUGGAACGGAUUGGAAGGAAUUUUCUGUUUCUGUCAAUAAUCUUCUGCGUCCUUUUAAAAGUAGUGAUUGGCCUUUGCUUCAGCGAAAGUUGGAAAAUAUGCAUCCUAUUCACCGGUGCAUGGAUUCAUUUCCCCACCAGCAAAAUCAAAUGCCCUACCCACAACAUUAUUAUCCAAUCUUUGAAGCUAUUCCUCCUCCAAUGAAGGUGGAUGCAUCCAGAUCUCCCUCACCAUAUGAAACCUGGCCUUAUGAUGGUAACUAUGGCCACUCAGUUCCAGUGGGAUGUCACAGCUGCUGCAACCACCACAAUUUUCUUGGUUACUGUGGUUUUAAACCUCCAUAUCCUUAUUAUCUACCGCCUCAACAGUUUCCCUAUCAUGGAGGUUAUCCUUCGUUCCCAGAAGCUUAUCCUGUUCACUAUGUUCAUCCGCCAAACUACUCAAUGGGUCAGCCAAGGUCUGAGUUUGACAAGAAUGUGGCUGGGGAUAAUCACUGUUGCGGUUUCCCUAAUCACCUUUGUUGUAGGAAGGAAGAUAGAGACAUGAAGAUUGAAGAACAUGAACCACAGCUUGAAAAGGGAACUAGUGGUGGAACGACAACCAGUAGUUCUUUGGUUCCUGUUGAUUUUAAGAAUCAAGGAUAUCCAGUUGUGUGGAUUCCACCUGGGUACUUGAACGGAGAGGGAAAAAAUCUCACUCCGCCGAGGUUGAAGGGCAGGGAUGACUAUCCUUGUGACACGAAGGCAGAUGAAAAUUUGAAGCCUCCUGAAAAGGAGCCUAGUGUCCGCAAUGGGUGGUUUCCCUUUGAUGUCAACAACUUUGGGUCUCUGAAUCAUGGUGGAUAUGGAAAGAAAACUCAAAAACAGCCGAACGAGGACAAAAAUCAAUUCCCACUUCCUAUCUUUUGGAUGCCCUACAAACCUCAAGAAGAAGAAAAAGGAGACCAUCAAGAGGCAAAUACCAGUCGGGUAUCUGAUGAAAAAUCUCCUCCUAAUUUAAGGCCUGCUUCUGCUCAUUUCCCUGGCUGUGAUCACAACACGAGCCAACCUAGAGCAAGCGAAGGAGGUGAGGGUGGUUCAAAGUCAAUGGAAAAAAAACAUACCACUAAGAAAAUAAUUCCCGUGAAGCAACUGGAAGAGCAUGUGGAGAAGACAAAAACAGGCGGAGAUGAUGCGAAAGCCCAAUGUGCUGUUGUGAAUGAGAAAGAAGAAAGCAAAGAAAAGAAGCCUUCUGAAAAUGGUACUAUAGGACAGUCUUCCUCUCCACCAAAGGUGUCCAAGCUACCUCCUGUUUGUUUGAGAGUCGACCCCUUACCAAAGAGGAAAAAUGGUAGUAGCGGCAGUUCGAGGUCUCCUAGUCCUAUCGGUCAUAAAAAGAGAAAAGAGGUUGAGGUAGGGGAUGGUAGAGCCAGGCAAGACAGUGGUGAAGAUGGCAAAUUUUGGAGUCAGCCUCAAGUUGUUACUCUUCCGGUUGAUUCUCAAAAGGAGGUUUUAACAAGCCCGAGCAAAGAGGAGAGGAAAUCUGGGGGUGUAAACAAACCAAAAGCUGAAAUGGUUAAAGAAGAAUCAUGUGAUAGUCAAUUGCUGACCCGGGAGGACAAAAGAGAAACUAGGGCUAAAGAGGACAAACCUGAGGAAGUAAAGAAAGUAGAAAGGAUGAAGUUGUCAGAGGUGGAAGCAGCCGUGAUUAUUCAAUCUGUGUAUCGUGGAUUUGAGGUGAGGAGAUGGGAAUUGUUGAAGAAAAUGAAGAAACUAGUUAAAGUGAGGGAGCAGGUGGCUGAGAUUAGAAGGUGCGUUGAAGCUCUUAAGUCUUCCUCUAAUAUCAGCAGUGACAAAAAGCAAAAGGUGGUUAUUGGAGAAACCAUAAUGAGCCUUCUGCUUGAACUUGAUACCAUUCAGGGCAUACACCCAUCAGUCAGGGACUUUAGGAAAUCCGUGGCGAAGGAGCUUGUUAGGUUGCAGGAGAAGCUUGAUUCUCUAAUUUCAAAAACAUCUCAAGUGCCAACUUCUGAAACCACAGAAGAUCUUUGCAUGAACGCUCAUCAGGGUAUUACUGUUCAAGGAGAACAAAAAGUGGCAGAGGUUGGACUUGGAAACAUCAUUGGUGAGAGUAACCAGGGUAAUAAUCCUGGAUCUCUGGAGCCUUGUCGAGGUCAGGUUUCUCAUGUCAAAAAAUUAACACCCGACUCCCAGUUUGUGGAAACUUCAGAUCUAAAGUCGUAUGAGAAAGAAGUAUGCAAUGAGCCUCAAGGCAAUAUCUCAAAUGCAGAGGUAGAAGAAGAGGCAGUCAAUAAACUAGAAGAUGGGAUGAACACUGAAGUGCUUGAUCAUGGUCAAGUGAGGAUAUUGGAAACUCAAGCCAGGGAUCUAGAGCUCAAGCCUCUUGCCAAACCACUUCCAUUUGAAGGGGAAGUUGACUCUACAGAAGAGGUGAAACUACCCUCUUGUCUUGGUGACCAAUCAGCAGAAUUACUGGAAAUGUCCGAUCAGGCAUUUCCCAUUGAAGAGUUUCGGGAGAAUGAGGAGAAUACAACAGGGAAAUCUGGGAUCAUACAAGGAGGUGAAGUUGAAGCUCCUCUGGAUGCUGAAAUUGGGGAUGCAAAUCUACUCAAGGAAGAGAAAGUAGUUGCAGAUGUGGAGGAUGGGGGAAGAGAGGAAGCUUUGGAAUUCUAUGAGGAUGUGGCAGUUACACAAGCAAAACUUCUGGGGCAAAAACGAGGAGAAGAUAUUAGUCAUGUCGUUGAUCACGUGGAAAUGAAUAAGGGAGAGGAUGAGGUCAUCAGAGUAAAGGAGGGUGGACCACUUGACAAUACCUGGAUUGAAGUAGAGGAGGAGCGGCCUGUGCAAACACAAGGAGAAGGAAGUAAUGUUGAUGACAUGUUGAAUACAUCUGAACAGCAGGAGCCAGAGGUUUUACUUCCACAUAAGGAAAUGCAUGAUGCAGAAGGUUCUAGACCAAAGGAAGCACUUCCGGAGCUCUUGCCUUCACAAAAUGAAAUUCAAGGCGGAGAACGGAAGGAUGCUGGCAAUUCUUGGGAAGAAAAAGAAGUGCCUAUUGAGGUAAUUGACGAAUGUAAUAAGGAAAUAACUACCGGAGAAGAAAAUCAAGGGAUGGUGGAGGUUGGACAUGAGCCUGAGGGGCUAGAGUCAAUCCAUGGGGAUGAUAGAGUAAUUGAAGCGCAUUUUGCUCCAGGUGGUGCUGAUGGACAUGUAGCCGGAGGAGAACACAUCCCUAUGUCACCAACAGCCUUAAGUCAGGUCUCUGUGGUAAGUGGAAUGGAGUCAGAAAAUCACAAAUUACUUGAAGAAAAUGAGAAGUUGAGAGAGAUGAUGGAGAAGCUAAUUGAAACAGGGAGAGAGCAGAUAACAGCCAUAUCUAACCUCUCCGAUAGAGUGAAGGUUUUGGAGAAAAAAUUGGCAAGGAAAAGGAAAUUACGGACAAGGCGAGUCAGGGCUGGAUCUCUAUGUGGUAAACCAUCGACUGAUGAGCUAGAAGGGAGGGCACAUGGAGUUGCAGUGUGAGAGGAGCAAGUAAUGCGCCUUCGCGAAUCGAAAUAGAGUUAGAUUUACUUGAGUGAUAAAUAAUGUGCAGCUGUAUCUGUUUGUAAAUCUUGAGUGGCAUCGAUUCUCCUUGUGUCUGGAGUUGUGAACUGUCUUGUAAUUUGUAUCCCUAAUAAUGCAAGUUCUUCUGUUCUUUUGGGUA
This is a messenger RNA of Rhododendron vialii, 3942 nucleotides long. RefSeq lists its product as uncharacterized. The coding region runs from base 339 to 3761 and encodes 1140 amino acids. Gene Ontology annotation, cellular component: plasmodesma. The record is from RefSeq and is a predicted model, not a curated record. Gene Ontology annotation, molecular function: protein-folding chaperone binding. The transcript has 3 exons. Lineage: Eukaryota; Viridiplantae; Streptophyta; Magnoliopsida; Ericales; Ericaceae. Gene Ontology annotation, biological process: protein folding.